Messenger RNA from Hylaeus volcanicus, 2132 nucleotides. RefSeq lists its product as uncharacterized. The transcript is spliced from 4 exons. Lineage: Eukaryota; Metazoa; Arthropoda; Insecta; Hymenoptera; Colletidae. The record is from RefSeq and is a predicted model, not a curated record. The coding region runs from base 140 to 2017 and encodes 625 amino acids.
UUAUUUGUGUUAAACUAUCAAUAAUAAAAUAAACUUUGAAAAACCCUAAAUUAAACAGUCUCAUCAUUGAAUAUCUUUAAAUACAAUAAAAAUUUAAUAUAAAAAACGGUCAACUAGUGAAAUUUAAUUGAUUUAAAUCAUGGUUAAGUUUUUCAAAAAAACCUUCUGUGUAGUUUCUGUCGUAGCCAACCUUUCUUUUCUUCCCUUGUCGUUGGGAAGCGAUAUUCUACAUAGUUAUAAAGCAACAGAUCAAUUAGCUUUUGAUUUCAAAAAUUUAAAAUCAGUAAAUAAAACUGACGUAUUUUUACGUCGCGUUAAAAAACUCGACAAUUCUUUUGCCGGAGAAAAAUAUUCUGACAUCAAGGAUCCAGAUUAUGCAAAAGCGUCAAAGAUUUUCACUAGAUCCGCGACUCCUACAGCAGAUAUUGACAGCCAAGGCAUCAAAAAUAAACUUUUCGUAGACAAAACAAAACUGUCGGCCAUCGAAAAAUUAUGUAAUUCGAAUGGCGACUGUCAAAAAAACGAAAUUAAAUCUACUCGAAUGUUGAAUGUGAAAAAGUUUCCAUUAAAAGAUGAAAAAGUGUCAGAUGAUGAAGUGGAUUGUUCAAUGGAUAAAAUACAUCUUGAUGAGAAGGAAAAUGUAAGCUUCAGUGGAGCCGGUCAAGAAAUUAUUGAUGACAGUGAUAAGAGGCUUUACCCAACUGAAUUUAUUGAAGAAAAACCAGAGAUCAACUCAUCAAAAACAGAUUCAAAAUCAUUCAGCCGUAUGAAACGUUGGUUGCAAUCCAACAAUACGAACUCCAAUAGUACAAGUAACUCAAACAGUACGAACUCCAAUAGUACAAGUAACUCAAACAAUACGAACUCCAAUAAUACAAGUAACGCAAACAAUACAGACUCCAAUAAUACAAGUAACUCAAACAGUACGAACUCCAAUAAUACAAGUAACGCAAACAAUACAAACUCCAAUAAUACAAGUGACGCAAACAAUACAAACAACUCAACCGGUCCGGGUACAUCAAACAAUCAGAACAAUUCGAAUAAUCAGAAUAAUUCAAACAAUUCGAAUAAUCAGAAUAAUUCAAACAAUUCGAAUAAUCAGAAUAAUUCAAACAAUCAGAACAAUCAGAAUAAUUCAAACAAUCAGAACAAUCAGAAUAAUUCAAACAAUCAGAACAAUCAGAAUAAUUCAAACAAUCAGAAUAAUUCAAACAAUCAGAACAAUCAGAAUACUAACACCGGUUCAAAUAAUGAUGGCGGCAUGAGACCAAGCCCUGUGUUUUCAUUACCUCAGAAAAUUUUACGCCUUAAUCCUUUAACAUUAUUUACAGCAUGGAUACCAAGUCAAAGAGAUAUACAACAAUGGGAACAAGCUCUGACAACAUUAGAGGAAGAGAAAACAAUCGCGAAAUCUCGAUUUUUUAAAAAUUUUUCUUUAAGCCAAUUGUCUCUUUUGAACGAAAUUAUUCCCGCUGGACCUCUUUUAUCUCGAAUUGGCGUUGAUGGUCCUAUCAGUCCUCGUGUCGUGUCUUUUCUUAGAGCCGUAUCUCCAGGUCAUCUAGGUGUACUAAAUAGAUUGUUGCCUCCCGAUUUAUUAUAUGCUUUGGCUGAGGUAAAACGAGACGUUAAAGGGCCUAAAAACGAAUUGUUAGGUCGUAUUGCAUCAACCAAACUAAAAUUAUUAGGAAUUGAAGAAGUCAAUAACACAACAGGAUCUUUUAUGGAUAGAAUAUUGUUAGAAGAAUUCUCAAUUCAAGAGUUACAGCGUACUAUGAAUCUGCCAGAUAUUGUUGCGAAAAAGGUUUACAAUUUGUUGAACGAUUUUUUCGAGGGAGUAAUUACAGUUCCAGAAAUUUUCGGAAAGAUUCUUGCAGAUGACACCUUAAGAAAUGAUGUUGGGCCUCGUAUUACUCGACUGGAUAUUCCGUCUAUAACUCAAGAAGAAACCCUUAUUCGUUUUGAGACGCUAAAAUUAUUUUUAGAGACUUAUUAUAAUGAAAACGGUCAAGAAAGUUAAGCAAUGACUAUUUAGUAUAUACAAAAGUACAUUAAAAAUAUAUAACCUUAUGAUUGAAAUAAAGACAUAAAUUUUUUUUUUAAAUUUUUUAAACGAAUUUUAUCUUACGUUUGUA